Rhincodon typus (whale shark) is the source of this 3269-nucleotide messenger RNA. RefSeq names its product acetyl-coenzyme A synthetase 2-like, mitochondrial. Gene Ontology annotation, molecular function: acetyl-CoA synthetase activity. NCBI's taxonomy places the organism in Eukaryota, Metazoa, Chordata, Chondrichthyes, Orectolobiformes, Rhincodontidae. Gene Ontology annotation, biological process: acetyl-CoA biosynthetic process. The record is from RefSeq and is a predicted model, not a curated record. Bases 1 to 1713 code for a protein of 570 amino acids. Gene Ontology annotation, cellular component: mitochondrion. The transcript has 11 exons.
AUGAAGCUGCUGAGAGUUGGCUGGUGUGCCCUCAAGCUCCUGCUCCCUUCCCGGGGAGCUGCUAACUCCCACCGGCUCAGGACUUGCUGCACCUUCAAUGUCACAGCCUACAUGCCCGAAGCGGCGGCUUUCCCUGGGGUCAGGGAUUACACGGGGCUCCGCGAUCACUCGGUAAAACAGCCCGACAGCUUCUGGGGAGCCCUAGCCCGGGGCAGACUCUCCUGGAUCAGCCCCUUCCACACGGUCAGCGACUGCGACCUGAGCCGAGGGAUCAUCCGCUGGUUCCAGGGAGGGCGCCUCAAUGUCUCAGUGAACUGCAUAGACCGCCAUGUCCACACCUCUCCAGACAAGGUCGCUUUAAUCUGGGAGAGAGAUGAACCUGGUGCUCAAGUGAAGAUUACCUACAGGCAGCUCCUGGAGGUGACGUGUCGUCUGGCCAAUACUCUGAAAAGGCAAGGUGUCCGCAAAGGAGAUCGAGUGGUCAUCUACAUGCCAGCCUCACCAAUCGCUGUGGCAUCGAUGCUGGCCUGUGCCCGUAUUGGAGCCAUCCACACUGUGGUGUUUGCAGGAUUCAGUGCAGAGGCUUUGGCUGAUAGGAUUCGAGAUGCACAGUGUGAGAUUGUGAUCACUGCCAACCAGGCCCUGAGGGGUGGACGGGUCGUUGAGUUGAAGAAAACUGUGGAUCAAGCAGUGAAGCAGUGUCCUUCUGUCAAACGGGUGCUUGUCGCCAUGAGAACAGACAACAAGGUCCCGAUGUCGGAUAUUGAUAUCCCCCUGGAGGAGGAAGUGAUGAAAGAAGAAGCAGCCUGUGAUCCAGUUGCCAUGGAGAGUGAGGACAUGUUGUUCCUGUUGUACACAUCAGGCAGCACUGGGAAGCCAAAGGGUGUGGUACAUACGCAGGCAGGUUUCCUGCUGUAUGCAGCUCUUACACACAGGUAUGUUUUCGAUUACCACGAUGGUGAUGUGUUUGGCUGUGUUGCGGAUGUUGGUUGGAUCACUGGGCACAGCUACGUGGUGUAUGGACCUCUGUGCAAUGGAGGAACCACCGUGCUGUUUGAGAGCACUCCAGUCUACCCGAACCCAGGUCGUUACUGGGAGACAGUUGAAAGAUUAAAGAUCAACCAGUUCUAUGGGGCGCCCACUGCAAUUCGACUCCUGCUGAAGUAUGGAGAUAGCUGGGUGAAGUCACAUGACCGGUCUUCUCUGAAAACGCUGGGCACAGACCAUUUCUUCACUGGUGAUGGAGCAUACAGAUCUGAAGAGGGAUAUUACCAGAUCACAGGCAGGUUGGAUGAUGUUAUCAACAUCAGUGGCCAUAGGCUGGGCACUGCUGAAAUUGAAGGUGCAGUGAACCAACACCAAGCUGUGGCCGAAUCUGCAGCCAUUGGAUGUGCCCAUGAGGUCAAAGGGGAAGGGUCCUACGUCUUCAUUGUUCUGAAAGAUGGGAUGGUCAUUGCUGAGGACGUCUUUGAUAAGGAACUCAAAGACAUUGUGUCCCAAAAGAUAGCCAAAUACGCUGCUCCUGAUCAAAUCCAGAUUGUGCACAGUCUUCCUAAAACCCGCUCAGGAAAGAUAAUGCGUCGAGUCCUGAGGAAGAUUGCGGAAAAUAAAAUCGACGAGCUUGGUGAUCUUACUACCCUGGACGAUCACACAGCUGUGCAGGAAAUUAUUGACGGGCAUAAACAGAUCCUGAAGAAAGAAGCUAAAAAUUAACUGGGAGACAUCAUGCUGGGGAUUUUAAAUGCGCACCAGUUUUAUUUUUUGUAAAAUUAUAUUCAUGCAACAUAUUACGACCAAAACCAACUCAUUCCUGUCAGCUCUCAGUGCUAGGAUGUGUAAUCUUGAGCCCAGGAAAGAGCUCUGUUUCUUCAUAUAAUGCCCCUGCAAUUGAACAACCCAACAGUGCUCUUCUGCAUCACAGUUCACAGGGAUAUGGCAGCCACUCUGUGGCAGGAAUUAUGCUAUUCAACACUCAAGAACUAGAGGAAAGAGAGUGGAACAAACUGGGGGAAAUGUGCAAAGGCUGAUGCUUUGGGACUGUGAAUGGCUGAGGUUCACAGCUAACAUUGACAAUACAUUGUGCCCAGGUAGGGAGGAGAACCAUGAUCCACCCUGACCAUUUUGACAGCAUCUGCUAAGUAAUUCUGUCCAAACUGCAGAUAUGCUGCUUCAUCUUUGGAAGAUAUAGGGAGGAUCAGCGGCUAGAUUUUUGAAGUGGCGCCUCAUUUGGACUUUGAGAGAAAGUGACUUCAGUGCUCCUCUGUAGUCACAACAUGACCCCUCCACCCAAAGUUCUAUUUUUUCAAACCCAUUUGUUUUUGAACAAGUGAAAUUAAAGGAACUGUGUGCCAUGAUUAAAACUCAGGUACACUCCACAGAGGGCAGAGAACAUCUUAAAACUGCAAUAGGUCAGGUUCUGAUAGUUAGACCCUACUCGGGUUAAUUUGAUAUGUACAAAGUCCAAGAAUGCAGGAAUGUUUUUUCCAAAAGCAGAUCAUCAUGAAGUGUGUAUGUAAUGAUUAGAACCAAUGAAAAUUUGCAGGCUAAGUAUUGCCGUGGUUGCCUCAGUGACCUCUGGACUCAUCAUUAAGCACACAACUCCUUGACCUGUGGCCAAAACAAUUAAUCCAUUACAACAUUUUUACAGGAAGCAAAUCUCAAACGUCUCCUUGAAUAUUUGUGAAGCAUAACUUCUACUGUAGGUAGAACAUGAUGCACUUAAACUGGCUUUUAUUUUGGACAUUUGUUUUCAGCUUCAUCGACAAAGCUUUCUCUGGAGCAAACCAUGGAAUCAGGGGUCAGGGGGUGGGGACUACAGUUCAAGUCACUCUAGCCCAAGAAAGUAACUUUGUACAAACAUUCCUGUUUCCAGCAGCUCAUUAUACAUGGUACUCCUGGGAUUUUCUAAUGUGGUCUCACCUCAACUGUACUGUUGCAGAUUGGAGCAGCCGCUCCCAUCUCCCCUGAAUUUGAGCAGACUAAAUAUGAGCUUCACAAGGAGUCAUGGGUAUUGUGGGAGGUACAGGAGGAAAUAGGGAGUCAGGUAAAUGUGGUUGAGAUUACAAUUGGAUGAACCAUAAUCUUGGUGUACAGCAGAAUGGGCUUGAAGGGCCAAAUGGCCUACUUUUACUUCCAAAUCCCACGUUCCUUCCCCCCUGCCAGAUUUUCCUACAUGUGAAACCAAUUUAACCAAGACUGCCUUGCUUUAAAUUAAUUGCCUUUUUAUGUCAACUUUUUGUAAAUGCAUAAAAAAUAUUUUCAAAGAAACA